Molecule: messenger RNA, 1542 nt
Organism: Stereum hirsutum FP-91666 SS1
Lineage: Eukaryota; Fungi; Basidiomycota; Agaricomycetes; Russulales; Stereaceae
Product: acyl-CoA dehydrogenase NM domain-like protein
Exons: 14
Coding region: 47-1402 (451 amino acids)
Molecular function (GO): flavin adenine dinucleotide binding; oxidoreductase activity, acting on the CH-CH group of donors
Source: RefSeq, a predicted model, not a curated record
CAACCACGACCAGAAUCUUUGCUUGAACACUUCGUAACUCACAUUUAUGGCCACCCACCCCGUCGCUCAGCUCACAUCACCCGCUUCAUGGGCUCUGGUCGAGGACAAGUUCUCACCGUAUGGCAAGGAGACACUUACGAAGCUCAUCACAUUCCUCGAAGAAGACGUCGAGCCUGCUGCCAAAGUCGCACGAGCACAGCUCCCAGCGGACCCCGUACAGCGAUGGAAGACUGUUAUUCCUGUCAUCGAGGACUUGAAGGCGAAGGCUAAAAAGCUGGGGCUGUGGAACCUCUUCCUCAGCAAAACUCAUUAUCCAGAACAUGGCGUACCCCUCACGAAUUUGGAGUAUGGUGUAAUGGCUGAGUUACUGGGUCGUAGUGGACAUAUGGGUUCUGAGGCUGUCAACUGCGCUGCACCUGACACAGGGAAUAUGGAGGUUCUCGCACGUUACGGUAACGCGGAACAGCAGAAGAAAUGGCUCCUCCCUCUGUUGAACGGGGAGACUCGCUCUGCAUUCGCUAUGACCGAACGGUUUGUCUCAUCGUCGGACGCAACGAACAUCCGAACCUCUAUGGUUCAAGAGGGCGACGAGAUCGUCAUCAACGGCCACAAAUGGUGGAUUAGCGGUGCAGGUGACCCCAGGACCAGACUUCAUUUAGUCAUGGGCAAAAGCGAUCCGAAGAACAAGAACACGUAUAACCAGCAGAGCGUUGUCAUUGUCCCUGCAGAUGCGCCCGGCGUGAAGAUCAUUCGUCCGAUGAAUGUCUUUGGGUACGAUGAUGCCCCAGAGGGCCAUUGUGAGAUCGUGUACGAGAAUGUUCGAGUACCGGUGGGCAACCUUGUGCUCGGCUGGGGCAGGGGCUUCGAGAUCAUCCAAGGUCGACUUGGCCCUGGCCGUAUUCAUCACUGCAUGCGGUCUAUCGGUGCAGCUCAGUUUGCUCUCGACACCAUGAUUGAGCGGGUCACUGAUCCUAGCCGGAAGACAUUCGGAAAAUUCUUGUACGAGCACGGGACUGUCGUGGCCGAUAUCGCAAAGUCCAGAGCAGAGAUCGAGGGCGCACGUCUCCUCGUACUGAGCGCUGCUCAUCAAAUCGACAAAGCAAGGGCUAAGGGCGCUCUGAAGGAGAUUGGCAUUGCGAAGUUUGUGGUGCCAUCUAUGGCUCUGCAAGUCAUCGACAGGGCCAUUCAGUCUUUCGGUGCUGAAGGUGUCAGUCAAGACACUGAGCUUGCAAAUCUAUGGGCAGGCCUUCGCACAUUGCGGAUUGCAGACGGUCCUGAUGCGGUCCACAUCCAGCAAGUUGGACAACGGGAGCUCAAGAGAGCCCCAGAGCUGGCGAAAAAGGCCGCUGAAAAGAAGAAGAGGGAGACAGCAUUGCUCCAGAAGUACAACAUCAAGUUGUAAUUUAGUGUAGGCAUGCUGGUGGAUUUCUAAGGGGAUUUUGCGGACUGCUUUGUGUACUUUUAUCAUUAACACCCUCAACCCUGCUUGCUAUCUUGUAUUUAGCUAUUCUCUGUGUAUAUGUCUAUGGAUUGGUGCUGGAG